Molecule: messenger RNA, 582 nt
Organism: Aspergillus heteromorphus CBS 117.55
Lineage: Eukaryota; Fungi; Ascomycota; Eurotiomycetes; Eurotiales; Aspergillaceae
Product: glutathione S-transferase family protein
Exons: 6
Coding region: 1-582 (193 amino acids)
Source: RefSeq, a predicted model, not a curated record
AUGACCCUCAAGCCAAUCAAGCUGUACUGGAGAAACCACGUCCCCAACCCCUCCAAAGUCCUCAUCAUCCUUGAGGAGUUGAACCUCCCCUACGAGACCGAAUGGGUUGAGCUCGACGGGCUCAAGCAGAAGCCCUUCACCGAUGUGAACCCCAACGGCCGCGUGCCAGCCAUCAUCGAUCCCAACACCGACCUGACUCUGUGGGAAUCCGGCGCCAUCGUGCAGUAUCUAAUCGACACCUAUGACAAAGACCACAAGAUCUCAUACUCGACCUUCCCCGAAAAAUACCACCUGGCGCAGUGGUCCUAUUUCCAAGCCUCCGGACAGGGGCCGUAUUUCGGGCAGUCGGCGUGGUAUCGGGUAGCGGGGGUACUCGACAAGGUGCUCAGCACACAAGAAUGGCUCGUGGGAGAGAAAUGCACGUAUGCAGACCUGGCGUUCGUGAUGUGGAACAUGCAGAUCACGUUUUUCAUGGGGGAGGAGUUUCCGCAUUUUACACGGUGGCAGAAGGCGAUGUUGGCGAGGGGGGCGGUGCAGAAGGUGGUCAGUGUGCUUGGGGAGGAGGUGGUUAGGAGUGCGUAG